CAACUCAGCGCAUGAAGGGAGGAAAGCAUUACUGUUCAGUACUGGAGAAAGAGAGGAAAGAGGCUAAACGGCAAGCACAGCCCACAGGCCGGGCCAGAGAGUGUACAAACAGAAUGUGUAGAUGCUUCCCCGGUGAAGGGCUGCCAAGAAUUGUGCAUGAUGUCCCCACAGCACAGAGAAGACAGCAGGUAAAAAAGAGGGAACGGACGCAAAUCAAAGCCCACCAGGAACGCAUGCUUCGAGGGAGGGAACUCACAGAGCAGAGACUCAAAGAACAACUCGUGCAGAAAGACCAGAGCCAGCUCCCUUCACUUGAGACGCUCCAUCGAGUGAAAAAAGAAAUGGAGGACUGCGAGAGGGCUAAUGCACACCCGCUUCUGCAGCUACGCACUAAAAGUCUCAUUAAGUUGGAGAGUCUUUUGGAGAAGUCUCAGGCAGGAGAUGAAGGGAAAACAGCUGUAAAGCCCAAUCAAAAGAAAUGCUUGACCCUGCCACCUUUUUUGAGAAGUCAUGUACAAAAAAAUCAAAGAUCAGUAAAAUUUUGAUGCCUUUGGU
Mus pahari (shrew mouse) is the source of this 555-nucleotide messenger RNA. RefSeq lists its product as uncharacterized. The transcript has a single exon. The record is from RefSeq and is a predicted model, not a curated record. Lineage: Eukaryota; Metazoa; Chordata; Mammalia; Rodentia; Muridae. Bases 12 to 545 code for a protein of 177 amino acids.